Python bivittatus (Burmese python) is the source of this 3645-nucleotide messenger RNA. Lineage: Eukaryota; Metazoa; Chordata; Lepidosauria; Squamata; Pythonidae. The record is from RefSeq and is a predicted model, not a curated record.
GGCCGCAGGGGUUUCCUCCUUAAGUAAGCUGCCUAACAGAGCCAGACACUUGGUGGGCUGGAGCAAAGGUUUCCUAGCCCAGGCCCCUGCCCCACACAGUGGCCUGGAAGUGGCCUUUAGGCAGCCCAGAAAGGGAGUGAGGCAAGGUUGUCCCUCAGCCACCUCUUCCCAGCAGCUUCCCCAAGCGAGUGCAGCCUCCCUGCCUUCUUCAGACCAGAUUGUUUUCCUGGGAUGGCACCGCCCCCUCAAGGGUUGGUGGUAGGAGAGGCGGCGUUCAGGCUUCGGUCAUCCACCGGCUGCAAGUAACCAAAUUCUCUCCUGCUUCCAGGAUGGGGAGGCGGCGGUCUUCCAUUCCCUUGAAGACACCCUGGUGGAAGAUCGCCCAUCUCUCAGCUCCAAUGGACCCAUUGCUCCAGUGUCUUCAGGCGCUCUGGGCAAGGAGAGACGUGGAGAAGCUCCAGGAAGAAAUGCGACGGGGCUUUGCCAGCCUGCACGACCCACUAGCGUGGCUCAUGGGUGUGCUGGAGAGCCAUGGUGAUUGGAAGGAGCAAGGCUUGCUGUCCCACAUUGUCCGUGAGCUACAGCGCUGGAUAAGGAACGGUGCAAACAGCCAGCUGUCUGGCUUAAAGCUGAAGAAGCUGCAGGCCCGCCUCUUUCCCCUGCUCCCUCGGUGCAAUGCCAGCCUGCUAGAGCCGCUGACCAGCAUCUAUCGGCUCCACGCCGCCGACCGCCCGCAUUUGCUGGGCUUCGUCAGCUACCUCUGCUGCCAGGGCAAGUUCAAAGAGGCUGCCACUUUAAGUAUAAAACUGAAACUACAACCAGACCUGGAGUUUGAGAAGAUGUGCGUUCCGUUGCUGCUUCAGAACAGAAUGGAACUCGUAACGGCUUACGUGGGAGACAGCCCUGAGCUGCAGCGGAGCCUCUUGCAGCUCCUCGACUCGUGGUCUGUGCCAGGCUUCCAGGUCAAAGACCUUGCAAGACAGUAUCAACCCCUGCCUGGCACGUGGCCAGAAAAGAUUAACUGCAGGACAAUGCAUAAAAUGGCCUUCCGGUUCCUGGACAAGUACAACCUGGACCCAGCACUUUGUCCCAAUAUUCUCAACCAGCGAUACCUGGGCACUUUGAAAUACCUGCUCCACAAGAGAUUUGUUGAGAAAACCAUGACGCAAGAAAACUGGGCUGAUCACGUCCAGGGCAUCGUCCAGGACAAUCGGUGGCUGCAGGAACAGCUGGUGGAGCUCCUGGUCCGUUACGCUGGUCUGGGGGUUGCUGCCCUGUGGGCUCAGCGCUACAGCCUCCCUGGGGACAGCUCACCCAUUGGCCUGGCGGGCAAGAUGGAGGAGCUGACCAUCCUGGAGAGGGAAGAUGCCUCAGAGCAGACCCCGAGUGACUCUUGGGACAGCCAGAAGGAGUGCUGCUAUCAGCUCCCUGUGCCCAGGGAAGACAUCCUUUUCUUAUCAACUUGGGAAGAGGUGAUGGCGUGCAAGGAGCGUGUGCUCCAGCCUGGCCAGGUCGUUGGGAUCGACAUGGAGUGGCGCCCGUCGUUCAGUGCCAUUGGAGGGAAGCCGCAGGUCUCAAUUGUUCAGCUGGCGACUUGGGGCCACGUGUUCCUCUUGGACAUGUUGCAGCUGCUCCAGCAGGGAGGACAGGAGGCGCAGGCCACCUUCUCCAGCUUCUUCCAGGCUCUCCUGGCUGACCCAGCCAUUGUGAAACUAGGCUAUGGGAUGUCAGGAGAUCUGCGUAACCUCAUGGCAACCUGUGGCGCUUUCAGAGAUGCCAACCCGCAGCUCUGUGGACUUCUGGACCUCCAGCUGGUACACCAAAAGUUGCCCAACCGCUCCAAGAAGAGCUGCCAGCCACCGGGCCCUUGGCAGGCAAAGGGCAAGGCCUGGGGGACCAGGCUGCCCGAGAAAGGGCUCAGCCUGCUGGUCCAGGAGGUCCUUGGCAGACCCCUCAAUAAGACAGAGCGGCUUUCCAACUGGGAGAGGAGGCCCCUUCGGGAGACGCAAAUCCUCUAUGCAGCGUCUGAUGCCUACUGCUUGCUCGAGGUACAUGCAAAAUUGUUGAAGGAUCCAGCCGUCUUUGGUCUGAGUUCUGAUAUGAUGACGAUGAUGAGGAAAGCAGAUCCCAAGGCGAAAACAAGGAAGCAACUGAGGGAGCAGGAAGCACCACCCUCUCGCAAGGAGAUUCCAGCAUCCAUCCUGGAAGAUGCCCCCAGCUCUUCGGCCACCGUCUUGGCGCAGGACUUCCGCGUGGUCUGUGACAACAUGCUGCAGGGCCUGGGGCGAUACCUGCGCUGCCUUGGGCUGGACGUGCAGAUCCUGGGGAAUGACGACGAGCAUUGGAGGGCCGCCGAGAUUGCCAGGAAAGAAAAUCGAGUGAUUUUGACCUCCGGCCUUCCAUUUCAGUCGCUGCGGUCCCAGGUGGGCGAAGGUCAGUGUUUCUCAGUGAACUGCUCGGAGAAGGCCAGGGAGCAAGCCCUCCAAGUCUUGAGGCACUUCAACGUCCGGGUGGCCUUGGCCGAUGUUUUCAGCCGCUGCCAGGUUUGCAACUGCAGCCGGUACCUGAAGGUCUCGAAGGAGAGGAUGGCGCAGCUGAUGAAGCAGAGUGGCUGCUGGGUGGGGGACGUAGGGAGCUGUUGGGGAGAUCCUGGCCCCGCCACCACCACGGAGCCCCAAAGCUUCAGCCUCACCCCUCCGCAGCCUACCUACAGCCCAAGCUGGCAGCAGCUGGAAGCAGCAGGCCCAGGGGACGAACCUGCAAUGCUGCCCAACGGUGUCCGUUUGAAAGUUGAGGCCGUGCCGAUGGGGGUACUGUCCAAGGAAGAUCUGGACUGCUUCUGUUGCUGCAGCCAAUGCGGUAAAGUUUUCUGGGAAGGGUCCCACUUCGGCCACGUGGUCUCCCAGUUUAAGGAGGUGCUGGACCUGCCAGAAGAGAGCUGAACCGGGGCUGGGCUGGGGCCGGUAGGCUGCCGCCAAACAGUCCCUUGGACUCUGUACAUGCUCAGGAAUGAGGGAGGACCCCAGGGCCUUUCAGAGCAUCCCUCGCAGUAGGCAGGGAUGUUGCCAGGCCACCCCGCUUUAGGAGGAUUUUCAAAAGGAUUUCCAGGGCUCGGCCACUGAACCAGGGAUCUCCCGUGGGGCGGCGUUUUGGUUCAGCCACAAGCCUGUUUGGGUGGGAGUCAAUGGAGCUGGCCUGAGCAGGAUGGCUCUGUGACCCCUUCCAGCCAUUGUCCUUCAUCUUCCCGGCCAGCCAGAAGCACAGAGAGGCUGUCGCUUGGCUUCCAACUUCCUGUUUUUAUUAGGUUUUCCCUUUGAAACUUGACAUUGGCGUGGUAUGAUCAGGAUCAGAGCCAUUGCGGGUAGGGUGGGGCCAUCACCCCGCUACCUGUCUUCCCUUUUUUUGCCCCCCCAUGUGAUUGUGGGGAGGGGCUGUGGCCUCUGUCAUAAAAUCGAUUGUUAGCAGCGCCUGGGGUACGUGUAUUUCCGAUAUGUAUUGUUUAAAUCCGAAUGCUGUCUUGGGUGUGUCCCCCACUCGGAGUCUUUUGUGAAUGGGGUGGCACAGAAGACCCGUAAAUAAAGAAAUGAAAAGCAGAGCAGUCUGUUGACAGCUGCUCAGAGUAACUUUAACCCUCCAAAGCUAGUG